This is a messenger RNA of Patiria miniata (bat star), 621 nucleotides long. RefSeq names its product retinoschisin-like. NCBI's taxonomy places the organism in Eukaryota, Metazoa, Echinodermata, Asteroidea, Valvatida, Asterinidae. The transcript is spliced from 5 exons. Bases 1 to 621 code for a protein of 206 amino acids. The record is from RefSeq and is a predicted model, not a curated record.
AUGGCUGCCAGCAAUUUGCUGUUGGUUGGUGUGGAGAGCAAGCAGAGGGUGUGCUACUCCGGUCCCCCACCGGAACCUGAUCCUGAUAAUCCGGAUGACAGGAUGAAGCAAGUCAUGCAACAGAUACGGAAGCGUUGCCCGGGAAGGAGGCCACCUGAUUGCUCGAGUCCACAACCCCUAGGUAUGGAGGACGGCAGAAUCCCUGAUGGUCGCAUCAAGGCGUCCAGCCACUGGGGGUCUAUUAAUUGUUGCCCUGCCAGAGAGGCACGCCUCAAUAAUGAUCUCAGAUGGAUAGCCUUGAGUACCGAUGCCAAUCCCUGGAUUGAGGUAGACCUUGUUGAGAGCACUGUGGUGACAGGUGUCAUCACACAAGGCUCCGGCGGUGGCUCGUAUGUGACGCAGUUCAAAGUGGCGUAUCAGAAGCAACCCUCAUCUGAUCGUGAACACGUAAAAGAUAAAAGCGGCAACGUGAAGGUGUUCAUCGGUAAUACUGAUGUCAGCACCACGGUAACCAACCUGUUCGAUGAGAGUGUGGUGGCAGCAGUAGUGCGCAUUGAGCCUACUGAAUGGCAAGUUGGUGUUGGUCUGCGAUUGGAGCUGCUUGGUUGUCAUCUGGAUUAA